Molecule: messenger RNA, 1635 nt
Organism: Candidozyma duobushaemuli
Lineage: Eukaryota; Fungi; Ascomycota; Pichiomycetes; Serinales; Metschnikowiaceae
Gene: MSK1
Product: lysine--tRNA ligase
Exons: 1
Coding region: 1-1635 (544 amino acids)
Biological process (GO): mitochondrial lysyl-tRNA aminoacylation
Cellular component (GO): mitochondrion; cytoplasm
Molecular function (GO): tRNA binding; lysine-tRNA ligase activity; ATP binding
Source: RefSeq, a predicted model, not a curated record
AUGCUUCUUGGAAGCCAAUGCCGCCUACACAGGCGAUUAAGCCAGAUUGCUGGCAGCAUACGGAGAUAUAGUUCUGAAGAACAGCUCAAAUAUGUUCAGAGGAAGAGGGUCGUGGCGCAGAAUCCCGCUCAGUUCUAUCCACCCAUCACCACCACCAGAUCCAAUUCGCCUGUUCUACGAGUCCCAGAUUUCGUAAGGAAGUUUGAAGGAACGAAUUUUGAAAGUUAUCCACAGAAGAGGCUACCUGAUACAGUGCAGUUAGAGGGCAGGGUGAAGUCAGUGAGAAAAGCUGGUAAAGCGUUAUUCUUCCUUGACAUCGUUCAAGACGAUGUGGAGGUUCAGAUAUGCGCCUCCAACAAACUACUAGGGAGCAUGGGCAAGGACGAGUUCUCCGAAAUACACUCAUUUAUACGAAAAGGUGAUCAUGUUCUGUGCGUGGGCUUUCCUUCCGUCACUAAUGUGGGAGAAUUGACACUCAAGGUGAAUUCCCCAAUACGCAUCUCCAGCCCUUGCCUUAAUUUGGCAACAUUGCCUGACAAAGUCACUGAUAGGCAGCUCAUCAACGCCAACAGAGUCAUGAACUACUUGGUGAACGACCAGCUGAAGCAGCGCAUCCUCAUCAAAGACACUGUGACACAGUCUAUCCGAAAGUUUCUUUUAGACGACGAUUUUACCGAAGUUAACACUCCUUUGAUUGCCGGUGCAGGGACUGGUGCAAAUGCAGAGCCGUUUCAAACUAACCUGAAGGCCGUGCCUGAUGAAAAGUUGCUGCUUCGAGUUGCCCCAGAGCUCUGGCUCAAGAAGCUUGUCGUAGGUGGCUUUGACAAGGUGUUUGAGAUAGGUCCAAACUUCCGUAACGAAGGCAUUGAUGCCACACAUAAUCCCGAGUUCAUGACCUGCGAAUUUUACCGCUCACACACAUCCUUGAGCGAGUUGAUGAAGAUGACGGAGGGCGUUUUCACUGCAAUUUACAAUGGGCUUUCCCAAAAAGUGCAAAAGAUAUCGAUUCUAAAGGAAACGUUGCCCGAACUCACCUCCUUGCAACAGGGAAAUUUUGCGAAGUAUGAAUUUGUGCCUACGCUUGAACAGAAAACUGGUAUCAAACUUCCAGAGGAGCUCACUACAGAAUCACUCGUGGCGUACCACAGAGAGGCUGAUAUCGCACUUCCCUCCACCAAAUCUCCCGCCAGCCUUUUAGAUAAUCUCAGCAGCAGGAUCCUUGAGGCGAUUUCUCUUGAAAACCGCAAUCAGCCGAUCUUUAUCUACAAUCAGCCCGCGGUGAUGUCGCCAUUGGCUAAGUCCGCGCUUGUGGGCUAUGACGGCCGAAAGUACGAGGUUUCCAUGCGUUUUGAGCUUUUCAUCAACGGCAAGGAGUAUGUCAAUUCAUACGAAGAAGAAAACUCUCCCUUUUCACAGGCUGAAAAAUUCCGGCUCCAGCAGCAGGCUAAGGCCGAGUACAAUGACGACGAGCUGCUUAUACCAGAUUGGAACUACGUGAAACUGAUGGAGUACGGGUUGCCUCCUACGGGCGGAUGGGGGUGUGGUAUCGAUCGACUCAGCAUGUUGUUCAGUGGAACUAAUAGAAUCGAGGAUGUGUUGACUUUUGGUGUGCUCAAAGAUGUGGUGAGGCAGUAG